CUGGGCCCUUCUUGCCCCUCCCCACACUGAAGGAGGAGGGUCCCUCCCACCCAGCCUUAGAAUUCGGAGUCCCAGCCUUACCCCAAACCCUUUUCUCCUAACAGGCUCCGUUGAAGGAGGUCUUACCUUCAUUCUAAACCUUCAACCUCCAUCCAGGCUCUGGACUUUGUGGGUACAGCUUUAUACCAUAGCCUUUCUCUCUCACCCAGGCCCCCAAAUGGAUACCCCAGCCUCAAUCCCAAAUCCUCACAUGGCCCUGUUAAGUGGGGGAGGCUGUCCCUACCCAGAAGCAGGGCAUCGCUGCAGGGAGGAGUGGACCCCUGCGAUUCCUGAGGUAAAGCAAAGCACCCAACUCCCUGGGACCCUCCCCCUUCCCAGUGUGAACAGGCCCCAGGGGUCAGGCGGAGCUGUCUGUGCAGUCGAGCGAGCAAAGACAUGUAAGAUCAGAUGGAGCUUCCACAGGGAGGAGCCCUAGGGGAGCAUCCUGGGAGCCAAACCCCCACCCACAAUUGUGGGGAAGAGGGUGAUGCAGGCAGUGCCUCCCUCCCAGCCUCAAGCUCCAUAGACAAAGAGUCUCUGUGUCUCUAGAGAGGAGGGGUGGGGCCCCAUCUGGGCUGAGGGCAAGAUGGGGGACACGGGGUGGGGGGAGAGAGGGAAUCUCCCAAGCUGCUCCUUGCUGCUCCCCAGGGACAUCAGAAGCUAAGACUUCCCCAGCUAAAAAUUUCUCAUAAAGUUCCUGCCCUGCCCUGCCCUGCUGGGAAGUUCUUCCCAUAGUCUGACUCUAUUCCGUGACUUUUCUCUCUCCAUUCCCUCUUUGAAAGGACCCUUCUGGGCCCACUUUUUCACCCUCUUUCAUUCUCUCCCGCCAACCAGAGAUUCUUUGCCCAGAACAGAGACAGCAAGAGAAUGCCCCUAAUUCCCCACGCCCCUGAAACGCCCCCACGCCCUGAAUAAUUUAAUCAUAAUAGAAAGCCACAUUAUGAGUACAGCAGUAAGAAGAAAUUUUUGACAUAUAAAAGAAAGGGGAUGUAUUGAGGUUAAGGGGGUCCCCCCAGCAGUCUUCCCAGGGUCAAUUCAGAAUCAGGGGCUCCCAGGGCCACUUCACCCUGCAGGGGAUCGCCUGGAGGGUGCUUGUGAGGGUAGAUGAGCAGAGAAUGCAUGGCGGGAGUCAGGUGCUGGCCAGCAGAGGUCACGCAUCAAGGGAAGGAUCAACAUGGCCGGCACAGCCCGGACGGUACUGAUCUCAGGCUGCUCCUCGGGCAUUGGCCUGCAGCUGGCAGCGCAGCUGGCUCGUGACCCCAGGCAGCGUUACCAAGUGGUGGCCACCAUGAGGGACAUGGAAAAGAAGGGGACACUAGAGGCAGCUGCUGGGGAGACUCUGGGUCAGACCCUCACCGUGGCCCAGCUGGACGUGUGCAGUGACGAGUCAGUGGCCCGGUGUCUCCGCUGCAUCCCGGGAGGGGAAGUGGAUGUGCUGGUGAAUAAUGCUGGAGUGGGCCUGGUGGGGCCUGUGGAGGGGCUCAGCCUACCUGCUAUGCAGAACAUCUUUGAUACCAACUUUUUCGGGGCUGUCCGUCUGGUCAAAGCAGUGCUUCCUGGCAUGAAGAGAAGGCGGCAGGGCCACAUUGUGGUGGUCAGCAGUGUCAUGGGGCUUCAGGCUGUCAUCCGCAAAUGGCCCAGAAUUGGACACUCGCGCCAGAACACCACACCGGACCGCGCUGGAUCCUGCACUCCGCGUCCUGUGUUUCCUGCCCAGCUCACCGGCCUGAGUCUGGAGCAGAAGCUGCAGCGAGGCCAGAAGCAGGCAGAGGCCAACCCGCGGCUGGAUCAGACCCCGGCGACUCCCCAUCCCGGGGGGCCCCAGAAAAGGCGGGAGACCAGCCGGUGCGGCUGCGGGGCGCGGCGACUCCGCCGGCUGGGUGCGCUCGCUCGCAGCGGCCGGCUCCACUCGGGAUCCGCGUGA
Manis javanica (Malayan pangolin) is the source of this 1963-nucleotide messenger RNA. Lineage: Eukaryota; Metazoa; Chordata; Mammalia; Pholidota; Manidae. The record is from RefSeq and is a predicted model, not a curated record.